AUGCUUAGUAUCUCGAUUUUAGCUGGAGCUGUCGCUGCUGCGGCAGUCCUCUGUAUUGGAUACGUGGUGUAUAACAUCUUCCUGCACCCACUGCGUAACUUUCCUGGUCCGCUUGUCUGUCGGGCUUCCCCAUUGUAUCGUCACUAUAAGUUCUUGCGUGGAGAUCUCUUGUUCGUGACUAAACGUCUGCACGACGAAUAUGGCCCUGUUGUGCGAGUGUCGCCCAACGAGCUGUCUUUCAUUGAACCCGAGGCAUGGAAAGACAUAUAUGUCCCUCAUGGAGGCUCAGCUCGACUUGGAGAUAUGGCCAGAUAUGAUAGAUUCUAUCAGUGGGCUGGCCCCAACGCUCCAGAGACCAUCGUCUCAUUGGAUAGGUCGUAUCAUGAUUCUAUGAAACGCCAACUCGCGCCGGCUUUCUCAGAACGAUCGUUACAGUUCCAGGAGCCCAUUAUCCAAGGAUAUACAGAUACACUUAUCCGCAAAUUGACAGAGGUUUCGAAGAACGGACAACACCCUGUCAAUUUGCGUGAGUGGUUCAACUACUAUACUUUCGAUAUUAUUGGAAACCUUGGAUUCGGAUCUGACUUUGGAGGCCUUGAAUCCGAGGAAUAUCAUCCUUGGGUCAAGGCCGUGAGUCAGAAUAUUAGAGAGUUUUCCUUCAUGCAGGUAUUGAUGUACUUGGGACUUCAAUCAGUUGUUCAUGCGUUGGCAAACAGUUCCAUCCUAAGAGGCAAAGUACUGCACGAACACCUAACGCGAGAGAAGGUUGAGGCUCGUAUGAAGCAAGAAAAGCCAAGACCCGAUAUAUUCCAACCACUCCUUGACCGAAAGCCACCUCUGACACUAGCCCAACUGAUGGAAAAUGCAUCGCAGUUGAUCACAGCAGGCUCGGAGAGUUCUGUCACUCUGUUGGUGGCCGCAGUCUCUCUACUGACUGACAAUCCUGCCACAAUGCAGAAGCUGGCUCAGGAAGUCCGUUCGUCUUUUAAGAACGAGGACGAAAUCACCUUGACGUCUGUCAACCAAUUGACCUACCUCGCUGCUUGCUUGAACGAGGCCCUGCGCUGCUUUCCCGCCGUCCCACCUGCGUUACCAAGAGUCGUUCCCCGUGGUGGUGCUGUCAUUGCUGGCCAUGCGGUACCAGAGAAAACGGUUGUCUAUGUUGCUUCAUGGGCCGCAAACCACACUGAACGACACUUUGCAAAGGCUUUCGAAUAUCAUCCUGAGCGUUUUCUGAAGGACCCCGAGUUUUCUGAAGACCGCUUCGAUGCAUUCCAGCCCUUUGGGUUAGGUCAUGGAAAUUGCCCAGGUCGCAAUCUCGCUUGGGCUGAAACACGCCUCGCAAUGGCCCGCCUUGUUUACAAUUUUGACAUUGAAUCAGUGCCGGAAAGCAGAGAAUGGACCAGCAAACAAAAAGCAUACAUGCUGUGGGACAAGAAACCUUUCUGGGCGGUACUUAAGCCUGUACGGUAA
This is a messenger RNA of Fusarium redolens, 1473 nucleotides long. Its product is annotated as cytochrome P450. The record is from RefSeq and is a predicted model, not a curated record. NCBI's taxonomy places the organism in Eukaryota, Fungi, Ascomycota, Sordariomycetes, Hypocreales, Nectriaceae. The coding region runs from base 1 to 1473 and encodes 490 amino acids. Gene Ontology annotation, molecular function: heme binding; iron ion binding; monooxygenase activity. The transcript is spliced from 5 exons.